CGGGCUGAGGUCCACUUCGCGAGUGAAGAUGCGCCUCAGAAGCUGACGAUGCGCGCCACAGGAGCCGCUUCGUCGUGGUGUGAAUUGGCGCUGGGUGUGGGUGGAACAAAAAGAAGAGGAGCGACAAGGACCCAUUUAUGUGACCUUUUUGUGGGAUUUCAUCAGUGAAGAUUGCGCAUUUUUAAGCUCCAGACGCACAAAUAGAAAUCAAGUUAGUGGACUAAAUUGGAAACUAGCCAUUCCGUUCUUCGCUUAUAUUGGUGUGAACGAUUGUAAAUAGUGUAAAUUAUUAGCUUUAUUGACCUUUUAUGAACUGUUGCGCUCCCUCAUGAGACGUGUCUGCGAGCAAGGACGCACGAAGAUAAUGUGACUCCCUCAGAACUGACUACAUGUUUAAUUAACCAAGUGAAAUAUUUUAGGAGCUGGAAAAGUUUUAGUUGCACGGGAGGGGGAAAAAACAGUCAAAUGUGGCAGGGAGAAAAUCAGUAUUUUAUGGAGUCAGAGCUUAUCUAAUUAAAAGGUGCUGAUCCAUGUCCUGACGCAACAAAACCCACGCGUGUUUUGUGAGCUUAUAAUGGACUCGGAAGCCCCAUCGUGGAGGAUGCGAGGGAGCUAACAUUGUGAGAAAAACAACAGACGACAACAGCAGAGAGACUCCAGGAGAAGAGACCAAAGCAUGGCCUCGGUUCCGGAGGGCGGCUGCUCCCUGGAGCUGAGCAACCGGAAUGUGAGCAGUGCCUCCGUCCCCUGCAACCAGAGCGUCCUCAAGCUGGCGCCGUACUCCCCUGAAGCCACGGCGGCCUUCGCCACUGCCACAACACUAAUGGUGGUCUUCACCAUCGUGGGGAACAUCAUGGUGAUCAUCGCUGUGCUGACCAGCCACUCGCUGCGAGGGCCGCAGAACCUCUUCCUGGUUUCGCUGGCCGCGGCAGACAUUUUGGUGGCCACACUCAUUAUCCCCUUCUCUCUGGCCAAUGAACUUCUGGGCUACUGGUACUUCAAGUCUCUGUGGUGUGAGAUUUACCUGGCCCUGGAUGUGCUCUUUUGCACCUCCUCGAUUGUGCACCUGUGCGCUAUCUCUCUGGACCGCUACCUGUCCAUCUCCAGAGUCACCUACGGUCGCCAGCGGACUCCCAGACGCAUCAAAGCCGCCAUCGUGGUUGUGUGGCUCAUUUCCGCCAUCAUCUCCUUCCCCCCGCUGCUGUCCCUCAACAAGAGCGAGGUGGGCGACCUCGCGAGCGAGAGGGGGCCUCGGUGUCAGCUUAACGGCGAGCGCUGGUACAUUCUCUACUCCUCCAUUGGCUCCUUCUUCGCCCCGUGCCUCAUCAUGAUCCUGGUCUACGUAAGAAUCUACCAAAUCGCCAAGCAGCGAACACGGUGCCCCCCGGGGGAGCCACGCAAGGAUGGAGUCGGUGCCGCCACGCCGAGUCAGCUCAAGCGGCAACUACAAUCCAACGGUAAGGAAGAUGAUGAAAAAAUGUCAUCCCCCAAGAAAACAUCCAAAGCCAGACCCCCUACCCUCGCCAUUACCCCCUCCCCUUCAGGAGGGCAGGCAGAACCCUCCCAGGACCCCAACCCUAAUAAUCUCCAACCUCCACCCCCAUCUCCAGCAAUGAGCCGAGUCACCAGCUCCAUAGAUACCUCUCUGCAUGCACCCCACGCCACCCCCUCCCCACCUCAGCUGGCCCCAACCAAGACUAAAGUGGGAGGCAAGAAGUUUAAGGGGCAAAAACAAAGCAAAUCCGACAACAACAACGGCGACAGCUCCAGCACAGACAGUGAGGCCAGCAAUGGAGGGGGCCGGGGCAGCGCCAGUAUGCCGGGGUCACCCGCAGGAGGGGGCAUCCACUCCCCGGGUUCCAUCAAGCGCUACAGGAACAUGAUCGCCACUUCAAAGGGGGCGCGGCUGGUGCCAGGGAGGAAAUCAAAAAUCGACAACAACCCCGGGGCAGCUAGGCGCAAAGCCAUGGUCAACAGAGAGAAACGCUUCACCUUCGUGCUAGCCGUGGUCAUUGGGGUCUUCGUGGUGUGCUGGUUCCCCUUCUUCUUCUCCUACUCGCUCCAGGCAGUGUGCCCCGAAACCUGCGCCAUCCCCGACCCACUUUUUAAGUUCUUCUUCUGGAUCGGUUACUGCAACUCCUCCCUCAACCCGGUCAUUUACACGAUCUUCAACAAAGACUUUAGGAAGGCUUUCAAAAAGAUUCUGUGCAGAAGCACCAAGGGUACUUUCUUUUAGCAUUUACAACAAAUACAAAUACAAAUUGGUAUCCACACCAACCAAUGAGGCAAAUAACACUGACAUCUUUCAAAGGGCUGUAUUAUUAAUAUUAUGAGUCAUGGACGUAAAAUUCCAAAUUUCUUCAGUACAGUCGUAGAAUGUGUUACUUGACAUGUUAGACUUUGACAUCCAGAAUCAGCAUUUUUACACAAUAGGCUUCAUUUACAGGCUAGGUAAAUUUCAGGCCUGACUAUAGACUACACUAAUAAUGUGGACCAAUCUGAAGCAAAUGUACCAUAUCGCACUAACUGAAUGGUGGGAACAAGGGGGCCCAAAUCAGGGAGGCCACACAAGUUAAACCCACUAUAUAUAUACAAAUAAAUAUGGUUAUUUAUUUAUUUGUAGUUAUUAAAGACUGUAAGGUUGUUGAGGAAGGAAAAAAGGUAACCAUAAAGAAACUGACCUUAGAUUCAAACAAGCCCUGGGCCCUUUUGUACAUCAGCACAGAGCACAAGAAGCACACAAGGUUAGUGGUGAUUUCUUGCAGUCUUAAUCUGUUCAGCUGCAGGCCAAACAUGCGCUCCCUGAUUCCUAUCCAAAAGAGCAACAACAAGAGGCAUCUGGCGAUCGAAAAUGCGAUGACACAGAUGAAAGGGGCCUUUACAAUUAAAGGCACACUAACACGUUUGCGUCAAACGUGUCAGAUGCCUCAGCUCUCAGCUGCCUGCGGGUCAUUGUGGACACUCAGGUUGUGUGUGUUUUUUUUCUUUUUUUGAGUGCAAUUUUAGCAUUUUCACAAGAGUCACGAGAUAAAUAUAUAACGAUAAAGCAUUGACUUUAAUGCUUUAAUGGACCGGGAGUAGCAAUCUCUCCGAAAAGUAAGCCUCUCUAACGAGGUUAGUCAUACCAUGCCAUGGGAGGUUCAUAUGCUGAUUUAUGCGCAUUACUUUUCAUUUUAUGCAGCCCAUCAGUGAUAAGUGAGUGGGUAAACAUUUAAACAAAUGAUUAAGAGGACAUACGCACACUGCAGUGAAGUUUAUGUAUAAUGUCACCCAACUUGGAUUAUUCCGAGGCCCAUUUGCCUGAGUCACUCGUUUCACCUGCAGUGGAGCGGUGACUUUGUUUGUUUGUUUGUUUGUUUGUUUUGUUGAGGCCACACGUUAUCUCUCUUGCACUCACUCAUUUUCUUUCCUGCCAAAAGACGGAGGUUUGGCCAUUUGGCCAGAACGUGUGUUUUAAAAAGCACACAGGCUUAUUGACUCAAUGGGACAAGGGCUGUCAGCGACACAUUGUCUAAUUCUGCUGACCGUGUGUACGUGUGUGUGUGUGUGUGUGUGUGUGUGUGUGUGUGUGUGCGUGCGUGCAUGUGUGUGUGCUCUAAUGAUCUACAAGAGUGAAACAUAGAGACACUUUGCUUGUCAUGUGACUGCUUCUUUUAUAUUUGUGAAAUUCAGAUUUAUGUCAGCGUAUUGAGAGCCAUUUUCAAGUGUGUGUGUUUGAUUGCGUAUUGAGAAGGCACUCUUCCUCUGACCACCCGGAAGGGACCAAAGAGGCUUGGCCUGUCGCAUUGAUAUAUGGUUCCCAUGUUGUUUUACUUCAGUCAUAUUUACUGUGUGUGUGUGUGUGUGUCUGUGUGUGUGUGGGUGUGUGUAUGUUUAUGUGAUGGGAGGUAACGAUAUAAGACUGUACUAUUUAUUUUAAACUACUGGGUGUUUUCUCUCUAUUUAUUGUUCCAUUGGAGUGCUUUUAUUCCGAGGGUCAAACGAUAUCAGAUUGGUCCGAGGGUAAAAAAUAUUAAAUUACGUUCUAAUGAGCGAGAGCCUUAUUGAUUUUAAAAAGUAAAUGGUGGCUUUUGUGUGAUGGUGCCACAGUAUAUGAAAAAAAUAUGACUUUUAUGUGCAUAAAACGCCCCAUACAUGACCAUCUAUCAUCAUUUUUAAUAGCGAUAUAAGCACAUUUGGCAGAAAUGUCAGGAGAAAAAUCAGCAAGAGUAAAAGCAAGUAAUGCUUUAUGAACAUUUCUACUCCAAAAAUGCUGAUGAAAAUGACCCAGAACAAGAGCUGUUUCCAAUUAAACGUUUGUGAGUUGCAUUCUUACCAGAACCCAAACAACUCUAGACGUCAUGCUUUCAUGGCUGCUUUUGUAUAAAAAUUAGUUGAUGCUCACCUGCUCUACCCACCUCCAUUCUGCGCUUUUUGUGGUGAGGUUGCUACUUUUCUUAGUUUAAAAAAAAAAAAGUUAAAAUUAUGGCUUGAGGGCGACAGGUGCACUAAUCCAAAUCUUUUCACUGGAAAGCACCUGUUGUGUAUCUUCCCCCUGCUGUGUUCGGACCAGGAUGCAUAGUCGGCGCUUUGGAGCUGU
Molecule: messenger RNA, 4579 nt
Organism: Phycodurus eques (leafy seadragon)
Lineage: Eukaryota; Metazoa; Chordata; Actinopteri; Syngnathiformes; Syngnathidae
Gene: adra2b
Product: adrenoceptor alpha 2B
Exons: 2
Coding region: 677-2236 (519 amino acids)
Biological process (GO): adenylate cyclase-activating adrenergic receptor signaling pathway
Cellular component (GO): membrane
Molecular function (GO): G protein-coupled receptor activity
Source: RefSeq, a predicted model, not a curated record